AUGAGCAGUAGUGGAGGUGUAUUGGCUGACCGUAAUCGACUUUCAUCUCAAUCAUCAACAUCAACAACUUGUCGUAAUUCGCUAAUUCCUCCAGAAAACGUUAUCAACGAAUCGGAAUUUCCAUCCUUAGGAGUGCGCUCCUCACCGUCCUCAACGUCCUCUGCAUUUAAUUCCCUGCCGACCACUAGUAAUUACUCCUCUUCACCACCUGUACCACAAAAUCAUCUUUAUUCAAAAGACGUCUAUAAUGCUCUACAGCGAGCCCCUUACGCGAAUUUGAUGCGAACAAGCGAUGGGAAUUCGCUAUCGACACAGAACGUCGAGUUCCGUAUCCAGAAUGAGGACUUUCCCGCACUACCUGGUGCCAAUCAUCUGGAGAAUAGGCAAACUCAUACGAACAACGCCGAUGCAUUUGCUUCAGAAACAAGGUACUCUGAGAGGUCGAACACUGAAACGAAAGCAGGUAUCCAAACAUUUCCGGACGGCACUGUGAAGAAUAUCCCAGCAGGCAUGUUGAGUGACCAAUUUGGUAUGGCUGGAUUAUUGACGUUUUUGCGUGCAAUUGAAAGUGAUCCUGCUAUUGUUGCACUUGCUCUUGGUCAUGAUUUGACAACUCUGGGAUUGAAUCUGAACUCCACUGAAAUAUCGAAUCUAAUAUCAAAACGGAAUAUAGGCGAAAUAUUUAUGCAACGUUUGGAGGACCGUGGGCAGAUUAUCCAUGUCGGAUACAGGAUCUGGAAGCAAAGGCUGGUGCCGGAUGAAUAUUUAACGAAUGCUUCGAUUCGAGAUAAGCUGCCGAAUAUCAAAUUGAGCAAGCUGUCGGAGGAUGUGUUGUUCUACCUCUUUUAUAACUGUCCAGGCGAGGUUUACCAGGUCGCCGCUGCUAGUGAGCUGUACAGUAGGGAUUGGCGGUUUCAUAAAAGUCAACGUGUAUGGCUAACGCGAUCACAAUAUGGAGGUGUCAAGGAGCAGACAUCAACAUAUGAAAAAGGGUCCUACAAUGUUUUCGAUCCUGUACAAUGGCGAAAAAUACCGAGAGAUAUGACAUUGGAAUAUAAAGAACUUGAAGAACGACCGAAAUUGCCUCAGUCUUUGCAGCAGUCAGGUCAGUCACAAGUUGCGCAAUCAUCCUCUACAGCCUCGUCGCAAAAUGGUUCAUAG
Messenger RNA from Acanthocheilonema viteae, 1161 nucleotides. Lineage: Eukaryota; Metazoa; Nematoda; Chromadorea; Rhabditida; Onchocercidae. The record is from the annotation of a GenBank genome assembly.